AUGGGUGAUACACCAAACGACUCCGGCGACCCGCUGACAGAUCACGAGCAAGAAUCUGAUACUACCGCCACCAAUUUGGAUGGCGAUCUGCAGCGACUGCUCGCCACCUUUUUGAGCGGAAAUUCAGAUGGCAAUGGCGGGGUGGUGGAGGGAUUGGUCGAAGAAAAGCCUCUGACCCCGACCGGUCCAAGCCCAAUUAUUAUGAAAACGCGAAAGGAGCCCGCUUUCGAUCGGAGCUUUGGGAAAUCGCAUAUGGACUGUUUGAAAUGCAACGCAACCAUUGCCGUCGGGACGAAUCCGUAUAACACGCUCGUCCACAUCAAUGCCCACGUACAGACGGCUUCGUUUCGAUGCAGUUUUCGUGCCAUGAAAGCUGCAAAAUAUCACGUGAAGGCUUCACACGGCGGCGUCGGAGAGGUUGACGACUUACAGACCCCCGAGCUGAUCCAAGAAAUCGGCAAGGUUGCCAUGGAGUGUUUCCCCGAGCUCGAGCAUCUUUUCAAGAAAUGGGUGACCACGCGGAUGAAGCGCCUCGGCUUUUGGCCCGAAUACCGGAAACUGUGUGGGGUGCGCGACAAUGAGAAGUUGGGAGAUGAUUCGGACGAUCUGCAGCUCGUCCUCGACGCCCCAACCGGUUCAAAACUGGCUCCUCUCACCGUUGACGACGAUGAUGAUGACCAGUUCCCGACCCUGAUGCAAUCUUCGCACACCGGAGGUCCCCCGUGGCUUCACGAAUCUCAGGUCUACGAAGCGCGCAGAAAAGAACGAGAUUCCGGACCGGCCGCCAGGUUGAAUUGCGAGAUGUGCAACAAGCCAUACUCGGUCCUCGGCAACCCGUACAACACCUUCCGCCACAUUGAAUUCACCCACAUGGAUCGGAAGGCGUUCGGCUGCUCGCUAUGCUCAUUUCAAAACCCAGAGAAGCUGCGCAUCGAGUCUCAUUUGCGGCAAGAACACUACGACGCUGGAACUGUGGUUGAUCAGCAGAACCCUGAAUUCUGCGAAGAGCUGACCUCAAUCGCCAAGAGGUGCUUCCCGUCGCUGUCCGACUAUUUUGACACGGCCAAGCAGAAUCGUAUCUCCAAGUAUAUGAAAUCGUUGCGGGCUAACCAACCGAAUAAUACGUCGCUCCAGCACGAUCUCAGCUUCAACCCGAGCGCUCUUUUUGAAAACAGUCACAAAAAUUCGCCGUCGUUUUCGAGGAACAUCAAGACCGAGGGAUACUUUUGUGAGAUGUGCCAUGAUAUCACAGAUUUGGGUGACGACGAUGAAGCCGUCAUCUCGAUGGCUGUCCUUCAUGCCAGUGCUCAUUCGUCGUUUCAAAGGUAUUCUUGCGACACCUGCACCUUCACUGCCACCGACCCCCGGCCGUUCGAAAAACACCUCAGCAGUUUCCACAAGGGGGAAGGAAAAAUGGAGGACCGGAUGAACCCAAAGAUGUUCGCCGAGCAUUGCGACUUGGCGAAGACCUGCUUCCCGGAAUUUAUCUUGCAACUCGACGAUUUCUCUGGAGUCUAUCCAUAUGAGGACCAGCAGUCUGCCGCUCGGGACGUCAAGCGCAGGAAGCUUUCGGAUGCCGACAUGUCCGAAGCCGGCGGAUCUGGGACCAGCAGCUUCGCGUUGAAAUUUCAAGCUAAAAUCGAGCCCACCACCGAGCCGGUGCAAGUCUUGAGCCCCGGUGCGAUGCCUCCAAUGACUGUAUGCAAGAAAUGUAACGUGCAUUUGGACUUGACGAGGAGUAAGGUAGCCGCGCUCUACCGGCACGCCCUGUCGCGUCAUAUUACAGUCUCUACCUACAAGUGUUCCGAAUGCCCCUACAUGGGUACCCACAUGAGCGACAUGGAUCUUCACCUCCAAAAAGCCCACGACGGGGCGGCAAGCGCCAUGCCCGAAAUAACUGAGGAAUUUGUGCGCAUUGCCCAAGAAGAAACUCAUCACUGCUUCCCGCGUUUCGGGAACCUCAUUGCUGAAUGUGCGACGAGGAAGUGGCUCUCUAGAGCACUCGUUGGUGAUGAUGAGGAUGGACGGGUGCACACGGAAACUUGUCGAAUCUGCAGCAACGUCAUCCGCCCUAGCGUCAACCAAAGGGGCAGCAUUACCGAGCAAGCAUUCCUCAAUCACGUCCGCACCCAUCUGGACCGGAAGCAGUUUUGCUGCUCGGUUUGCGGUAUGGAAAUUGCUCUACGCACCAACUGCAGCAAGCACGUCAGUACGCAACACACCGGAAUGGGCGCGCUGAUUGUUGAUAGGAUGGACGCCCAGCUUCUCGCAACAGUCACUCAAACGGCCAAGAAAUGCUUCCCCGGCCACGACGAUAUUUUCGACGCGUACAAACGGCGCACAGAACUCACAAUGAGGUCGUCUAGCGCAUCCCAAAGAAAUCAAGACACGGGCCCGGAAAACCCAAACCUGAUCCGCUCCAAGUUGCCCGAUCAGAUUGUGUUGCUUGGAGGCCGAAAGCGAAGGACCGAAUCCAACGAGGAAUUGUUCUCUACGCCGAUCCGCGGUUCUCCGAGUGUACCAACCCCGAUGGACCCGCACCCGAAUCAACUGCUUUUGGAUAAAAUUAAGCAACAGAUUGAAGCCAAUCAACAAUCCAGUUCAAUGGAUGAGACGGAAAGGGUUCGCAUCCGCCUUCGAAAUCAGGAGCUCGAGAUUCGUGGAUUACAGCAGCAGCUGCAAGAAGUGAGAACGGCAAGCAUCGCUCAGCCCAACAACCUUGCCAAGGAGCUGAAAGAGGCCAAAGCCGAGAUCGAGCGGCUGAAGAACCAGAAAGCUAACCUCUACGCAAUGAUUGGCAAAAAUCACGAGGAGAUUGAGACGGCUCGCGUUGAGAAUGAGAAACUGCGGAAGAUGCUCUCGGAGCUGGGAGGCGAGGUU
This is a messenger RNA of Mesorhabditis spiculigera, 2880 nucleotides long. Lineage: Eukaryota; Metazoa; Nematoda; Chromadorea; Rhabditida; Rhabditidae. The record is from the annotation of a GenBank genome assembly.